This is a messenger RNA of Fundulus heteroclitus (mummichog), 2778 nucleotides long. It is a transcript of the gene drd3, whose product is annotated as dopamine receptor D3. Gene Ontology annotation, molecular function: G protein-coupled receptor activity; dopamine neurotransmitter receptor activity, coupled via Gi/Go. NCBI's taxonomy places the organism in Eukaryota, Metazoa, Chordata, Actinopteri, Cyprinodontiformes, Fundulidae. The transcript is spliced from 8 exons. Gene Ontology annotation, cellular component: membrane. The coding region runs from base 562 to 1929 and encodes 455 amino acids. Gene Ontology annotation, biological process: adenylate cyclase-activating adrenergic receptor signaling pathway. The record is from RefSeq and is a predicted model, not a curated record.
AUUUGCAUCUUUAAUGAGGCCAACAUUAGGCUAUUUUUAUUUGAACGCCACUUCCAGCAAAGAACGACCCAGACAGGCUGGGGGUCAUGAGGGCUGAUCUGGGGUGAGACAGUAACUUUUUUUUUUUCUUUUCUUUAUUUUUCUUUUUGUUUGAUUGGUUGUUUUAAGUCCAGACUAUUUCUUCAGUUGCAUGUAUCAUUUGCCCCAAUCGCCUGUCUGCUAACUGUACCUACGCGCCUCCGCUGCGCCUGCAAAAAAAUAUCGGAGCGCAAAAGAGCAGAACGCGCGCGUGAGCAGCCGCCUCUGAAGCGCAGUGAUCUCGCUGGAGACGAAGUAACCAGCUUGGCUUGUCACAGAGCUCCUUGCCUUCCAUUUACAUCACCCACCCUGCGCGCAAUAUGGCACGGAGCGCUCCUCCCGCUGGAGCUGGACGCGGUGACCGGACAAGUUUUCUGUCGGCGCGGAUAAAGCGGCUCCACGAUGGCAUCUGGUGAAUCCUCCGCUGGGAAACGGUAACAGGUUUGCCAAAUAUCUCACCUCCCAUGUCACCGGGGAAAACCCAUGGAGAUGCUUAGCAGCGCAGAGCGGCUUUGGAACGAGUCUGACCGUGCCGGGUGGGAGGAGAGGAAUGAGAGCUCGGGCACGUCGGGGAGGGAUGAGGGGGAACGCAACUACUACGCCAUGCUGUACUCCCUGCUCAUCGUGGCCAUUGUGUUUGGGAACGUGCUGGUGUGCCUGGCCGUGCUGAGGGAGCGCUCGCUCCAGACGACCACAAACUACCUGGUGGUCAGCCUGGCUGUGGCUGACCUGCUGGUGGCCUCGCUGGUCAUGCCCUGGGCUGUAUACCUGGAGGUGGUCGGCGGCGCCUGGCUAUUCAGCAGGCUCUACUGUAACAUCUUCGUCACGCUGGAUGUCAUGAUGUGCACUGCCAGUAUUCUCAACCUGUGCGCUAUCAGCAUUGACAGGUACACAGCAGUGGUGAUGCCCGUCUUGUACAACACAACCCAUCGCUCAAGGAAGAGAGUCUUUGCCAUGAUUGCCACGGUGUGGGUCCUGGCCUUCGCAGUCUCCUGUCCCCUGCUGUUUGGCUUCAACACCACAGAUGAUCCUUUGGUGUGCUCCAUUUCUAAUCCCGAUUUUGUGAUUUACUCAUCCGUGGUGUCCUUCUACCUGCCAUUCAUCGUCACUCUGCUGGUCUACAUCCGCAUCUACGUCUUUCUCAGGAUGAGGCGGAAAAGGAUUGCCUUUGGACAGGCCAGCGGAAAAGUGCUGCCUGGCUCCACUCAGCCUUCAAUGGAGACGUGUCUGCAGGAAGACACUCCCAAGGCAAAACAGGAUUUAUCUCCUAUAAGGAUUAAAGUGAGUGUGGAACCGUUGGGUCCAUCCAAGCCAAAUCUGCUCUCAGGCUGCCUGUGGCGCAAACGCCCGAAGACUGGACCAGUGGAGAACUCGGGGCUGCCCCCAGUGGACACGCAGAACUACUGCAGCAUCAGCCACGCCUCCUGUGGGCGCACCGAGUUGGAUCUGGAGCAUGACCAAGGGGGGCAGGGUGCCGAGGACAAUCACCAGAUGGAGCAUCCUCCUGUCAGGAUGGGGUGCGAGGUGAAGGACCUGUCGAACGGACGGACGCACACGUCACUGCGGCCGAUGUCUCAUUCGCAAACCAGCCAACGCUUCAGGAGCAUGCACGCGCGGGAGAAAAAGGCAACUCAGAUGUUGGCCAUUGUGCUUGGGGUGUUCCUCAUCUGCUGGCUGCCCUUUUUUGUGACUCACAUUCUGAACACUCACUGCAGGACGUGCUACGUGCCUCCUGAACUUUACAGCGCUUUCACCUGGCUGGGAUACGUCAACAGCGCCCUCAACCCGGUCAUCUACACCACCUUCAACAUCGAGUUCAGACGGGCCUUCAUCAAAAUCCUCAGCUGCUGAGGGCAACAAAAAAAACAUGACGGGAGAUUAAAACGGAAGUCCAGCUGCAGCUAAGGCAUUGCACAUUUGGUGAGCUGUGACUCCAAGAAAAACAUCGGUGGAGGAAAGCCAGCAGCAAGUGAAGGAUGCAGGGAGCAAUAAAUGCAUAUAGUAAAAAAAAUAUUGAUUUUAACAGUAUUAUUCCUCUUACAGUACUUUUCUGUUUAUAUGGCUACUAUCUUGAGAACAGCACAAGGUGUUCGUUUUAUUUUUGGAGGGGAUUUGUAUCGUACAGUAUAAGUACUUUUCAUUGCCACAGCUCCCCACUUCAUGACUUUUGGGUCGAUAUAAAUCUAAAAGCUCUUAGGAGCCCAAAUGGAGCUUUAAGGCUGAUAAAUGGAUGUGUGGGCCUCUUCAUCUGAAGGCCCUCUGCCUCCGCAUCGUGCGGAUUAACUGAUGCUGCUCACCUCUCCCGCUCGGCCCCUCCUUCAUCUCCAUGACCUUCAGGUACUCAGCGGCGCAUGCACAAAUCAGAAUUCACAACUACUGUAUGCAUUAGGAGUGUUCCAGAGGGACCGCGGUGGGCCCUGCCAUGACCGAAAGUCAUUCUGGAGAUUUUCACAUGUAUUGACGUGCAGCCAUUGUGAUCUGUGUGGAUUCAUGAAAAAAAAAAAAAUUAAAAAAAGCUACAUUUUGGUGUAAAAACCUUUUUAUUUAAUUUUUUUCAAGAGGAUUGUAUUCAUUAGAAAUCCCUACAGAAGUUUAGAGCGGCCUGCCGGCUGCUUAGGCAGGACUGCUUGCCAUUGAGAAAAUAAGCAAGGCAAUGCACUGUAAAUAAAAAUAAAUAAAUAAAAUGAAAUCAAUAAAAUA